AUGGAACCUGAUGAUAAGAAAAACAGUUUGGUGAAAAUUGACAAUCCACAUACAGAGAACCAGAGCAAUGUCAUAUCUCCAAGCGAAAUGAUUGAAAAGCUCAUUCAGGUUGUUGGUACAUUCGAAGAUAUCAAGCGCAGGCAGAGGAUGUUUCAUAUAAUGAAUCUAGUUAAUGGUUAUGGUGAUAUAGAUUCGGUGUCUAUCUCAAGUGGAAGCCUUGCUGAAGGGCUGGACAUCAGGAGCAGUGAUGAAGAUAUUACCCUUGUUCUUAAAUACGUCACAGCAGUGCCUUCUGAUGUUGCCUUUGUACCAAAAAACGGCGAAACAGUUGUUCUGGUUGAUUUUGACCAGGACUUCCCAGGAUUUGCCACGAUUUGCCCAUUGCUCGAUGCAUCAGUCAGCGGCUAUGUGCAGAAGGCGACUGUAUUAUCGUCUUGGCAGUUCAGAGAGCAGUUCAGAGAAAUUGGUUAUGAAAGCCAUGGUCCUUGCGUUAUGGACGGUGAACGUGACAUCGCUGAUUGCAUCCACUGUCCCUUUUUGCCAGAGUUUGUUAUCAAGAGGUUUGAAAAUCGGCAGUCAAAGUGGCUACAGGAAGACUUUCUGGGUGAUAUAUUGGCUGAUGGCUGUCUUAUGGUUCCUGUUGGACCAAGGAAUUCUCAGAAACAGAGUAUACUGUGGAGAAUAUCGUUUGCUGUCGCCGAAAGCAGCAUUAUUUUAAGAAUGAAUCAUGCCCAAAUUCUGUGCUAUGCAUUGUUGAAAAUAAUGCUGAAGGAAGGAUUGGAGAAAAACAACUCUGUCAAGGAUUUGCUUUGCUCGUACUUCCUAAAAACUUGUCUGUUUUGGCUGAUCGAUGAGACAAACAACGAUGAACAAGUUUGGAAUGUAAAGAAUGUUCUUGGCUGUUACGAGCUGUGCCUUGAAAGAAUGAUCUUUUGGGUUACGAAUUGCAACUGUCCUAAUUAUUUUAUACCUGAAAAUAACAUGUUCAGAGGCAGAAUAUGUGAAGACAACAACAAUGCCCUUUUGUCAUUGUUGAAAAAGUACAAAUCUGAGGGCUACUUGGCACUUCUACACUGCGAUUCAUUUCUUGUUCAGUCAGAGUUUGUCACGCAUUCUCAAAGAGAAGCGAAUUUGGAUUUUCUCUGUUUCAGAGUUUUGCACAUUUAUCCAUUUGAUGAUAUCGAACUGGCAUAUUCAGCGGCAAGAGAUCUAGAUAAUUUGUACAGAACGGAAACUGAUGGGUUUAUUCUGGGUGUCAUCAAUAAACUGCGGUCUUCCGUACACCAAGAGAUUGCCCAAAUGCUUCCGCUGCCAGAUAUGACGGAGGGCUCUGGGGGUGAAAGACCUCAGUUACUGGAAAAGCAUUGUGAACAUAUUUCGAUUGGAGGUGAAUCCGAUGCCAUAAGUGGAUCUGUUUUACUUUCUUGCCUUUAUUACAAUGUAGGGGACUACCACCAGGCAUUGCAGGUCUUAAAUGAAGCUGAGGAAAAACUGACUGCAAAUUUGAUUCAGUUACGAAAGGAGGUCUACUCGAAAGAGGAGUAUGAUUUUUACCUUGACUCCAUGUGUGGCAAAGGCUUAACUUUAGUGGACAAAUUGAAACAGGCCACAGUUUGUCUUAUCAUUAUGCUGGAAAAUUCCUCACUCAUUCCAGAAGAAUUUCUUCUUGAAGUCAAGUACAGACCCCUGUGCACUGUCCCUGCUGUUGUGCUCUUACAUAGCAUGCAGUAUCUAUGCUACAACAAACUACAAAAUGUUGAGAAGAGACAGAGAGCCAUUUCUAAGCUUGAUGGGGCCAUCAAAAGCAAGUUUCUCAUUCUGCCACCAUUUUACUCAGUAGCUUUUACAUUCCUUGGGGCAUGUUUUGAAAUGGAGGGAGAUAACGAGAAUGCAAUGAACUGUUAUGAGCGUGCUUUGGAGAAUCCUCCAUUGUGUAAAAGUGCUCAGGACAGAAUGAACAGUCUCCUUGCCGUUUGCUGA
Porites evermanni is the source of this 1980-nucleotide messenger RNA. NCBI's taxonomy places the organism in Eukaryota, Metazoa, Cnidaria, Anthozoa, Scleractinia, Poritidae. The record is from the annotation of a GenBank genome assembly.